Molecule: messenger RNA, 330 nt
Organism: Alternaria atra
Lineage: Eukaryota; Fungi; Ascomycota; Dothideomycetes; Pleosporales; Pleosporaceae
Exons: 1
Coding region: 1-330 (109 amino acids)
Source: RefSeq, a predicted model, not a curated record
AUGGCGCCCCGCAUUCUCCUCACAGCCUCCCGCUCUCUGCGCACCCCCAUCCCAAGCACGCGCAUCGCUUUCACCGCGCGCCGUACGUUCCUCAGCACACCCACCCUACGCAUCAAAGAGGACGCGGACCGUACCCCCGAACAAGUCGAAAACGCGAAACAAGAACAGCUCAAGGAGCAAGAAAGGGGCGAGGGAAGAUGGCGCGAGGACCUUGCUAGUCAUGGCGAGAGCAACAUUGCUGCGGACAGACAGCAGGUCGACGACCACGACGCACAUAUGAAGGAGUUGCAGAAGGAGGGAAAGGAGAAGGGCGAGAAGGGUGACUUGUAG